ACGUGAUGUGGAAUUAGAGCCUACCCAGCUGAAGCCACCCAACACUUACUACAAAUAUAGCCGCGAUGCGUAGGCCACAAAAUGGCUCCACUCACUUUUCCCAAUGAAAAGCAAAUGGAUUUAGCAGUUUUAUCCCGAUGCGGGUGUCCUUCCUCUCUGUAAAGUCGUAAGUACCUUGAGGUGGGAGGAGUAAAUUCAGCCUGACACUGAGAGCGCUUUUGUUGAAACAGGAGAGACUUGCUGUGUCCCUACUUAAAUAUGACACAUGACGAUGGACAGGACGCCCGCCCCGCCGCCCCCCAGUGACUCCCGCGAUGCCCGCCCCGCCCGGCGGCACGACUCGGAAGCGGAGACCACGAGCGAGCCGGAGAGCAGCCGCGGGGGCAUGGAGGCGCCGGCGGACCCCCAGCUGCUGCUCAACGGGGCGGCCAAGGAGGCGGGCCGGCCCUCCCCCGGGCCCCCCGCCGCCCCUGUGCCCGUCAUCGAGCUGGUGCGCCGGGGGGGCUCCCUGGACAUAAAAAGCCGUGAGGCGGCGGGGGAGGCGAUGCAGAGAGCGCCGGGAGCCGAGCCGUGCCGCGCCGCCGAGGCUGCCUGCGAGGCCCGCAUGGUGCAGCUGAGCCCACCCGCGCUCCCGCUGCAGCCCCCCGGCAGGGCCAUGCUCUACAACCUGGGCCAGCCGCUGGCCACCAUCAACAGCGGGUUUUUCGGCGAACCGGACUCCUUCUCCAUGUACGGCAGCAACCGGGUGAAGCGGAGACCCUCUCCGUACGAGAUGGAGAUCACCGACGGUCCUCACACGAAGGUGGUUCGUCGCAUUUUCACCAACAGCCGGGAGAGAUGGAGGCAGCAGAACGUCAACGGGGCCUUUGCAGAGCUGCGCAAGCUCAUCCCCACCCACCCGCCCGACAAAAAACUCAGCAAGAACGAGAUCCUGCGCCUGGCUAUGAAAUACAUCAACUUCCUGGCCAAGCUGCUCAAUGACCAGGAGGAAGAAGGAAACCAAAGGGGCAAGGUGAACAAAGACUCGGGGAUAGUCCAGGAAGACCUCCUGCAGGACAUGUUGUCCCCCAACUCCAGCUGUGGAAGCUCUUUGGACGGGGCGGCAAGCCCAGACAGCUUCACGGAAGAGCACGAGGCGCUGGAUUCGAAGCACACGCGGAGCCUGCACCACGCCAUCCUCCCCGUAGAAGGCAACACGCAGCGGUGAUGACCCCCACGCUGCUCCCAAAGAGCCACGGGGGAGAGGCCAGGCCUGGCUGUGCAGCUGCUGGAACUUGUGCCUGUGGGAUUUGUGACUCUGCCUUUCCCUGGGAGCUCGCUCUGCCCAGCCUGGCAUGCCGGCUGAGGACCAGACCGACCCAGAUGAACGUUCGGGGUUUAGGUACGCGACCGUACGAAGAAGAAAAGCGUUGAGGUCAUCUUCGUUGUACAGAACUGCUCGGGAUGGGACUCUGAGGAGGGGAAGGAGACAUGGCUGGCGCCUCCCCAGCGUUUAGAGGGUUUCCAGGCCACUUGGUGACCGUCUCUUUUCAAACAGUCAUCUGGGUAGAGACGUGGAACUCCUCUUCCACUGCCCGCGGAGGCCGCCGGCGCUUUCCAGCUCCACGUGGUGCUGGAAACUGCUGCAUCACGCCAGUGCUGCAGCACCUCUCCAGCCUGUGGCACAUCCAGCUGGUCUGAGCAGGAGCUUAGCCACAUAUUCCUGUUUCCGAGAGCUUUUGACUGUAUCUUUUUAAAGAGGUGAAAAAAUACCCUCAGCAAAAGAACUAUUAAAAGGAUUUAGACUAUUUCUUUUUCUCUCCUUUUUUCUGUCUUUCUUUUUUUUUUUCCCUUCCCUUUCUUCCUUUCUCUUCUAUUUGAUUUUGGAUUGUUUGGGCUUGUUGUAUUUAUGAUGUGGGAUUACUUCCGUUUAACACUGUCAUGCAGUAUCCACUGAAUGAAAAGGUACAUAGGUAUUUUCUGCCACCCUCCCAGUCCCUGAUCCUUCUGCUGGUAACACUCAGCAGGUGAAUUUCAAGCCUGCUGUGGUCUCCUAGGGUUUUUCCAGUGGGGCCAGAGCUUCUCUCGGGAAAGAUGAAUUUCAGAGUUGGUAAAGGAAGAAAAUAUUUGUUAGUGAAGUAUCUCUUUGGACUGGGGGAUUUUUAAAUUCAAAAAAGAAAAAAAAAAAAAAGGGCAAAAGGAGUCAAUGAUGUAUCAACAGUGUGCGUGUACAUAGAGUUAUAAAAAGGUUUUUUGAUGA
Molecule: messenger RNA, 2239 nt
Organism: Serinus canaria (Common canary)
Lineage: Eukaryota; Metazoa; Chordata; Aves; Passeriformes; Fringillidae
Gene: TAL1
Product: TAL bHLH transcription factor 1, erythroid differentiation factor
Exons: 5
Coding region: 266-1207 (313 amino acids)
Biological process (GO): regulation of transcription by RNA polymerase II
Molecular function (GO): DNA-binding transcription factor activity, RNA polymerase II-specific; protein dimerization activity; RNA polymerase II cis-regulatory region sequence-specific DNA binding
Source: RefSeq, a predicted model, not a curated record